Molecule: messenger RNA, 6188 nt
Organism: Prunus avium (sweet cherry)
Lineage: Eukaryota; Viridiplantae; Streptophyta; Magnoliopsida; Rosales; Rosaceae
Product: Tetratricopeptide repeat (TPR)-like superfamily protein
Biological process (GO): chromatin organization
Cellular component (GO): nucleus
Molecular function (GO): nucleosome binding; protein binding
Source: RefSeq, a predicted model, not a curated record
AAGUGAGCUACAAACAAUUUCUUGUUUUCAAUUUCUAAAGGGAUUUCAAAACCCUAAAAAUCCCCUUAGUAAGUAGUCGUAGUGAGCAUUAGAAUUUGCUGAAAGCCCAAAUUCUCUGCGAAGCUGCUUCAUUGCCGCAUUCGAAUUGUCGACAAUGUUCUCAAUUGCAGCUAUCAAUGAUACUGAAUCCAAAGGCAAAUGGGAACCUUUAGCUCCCACCAAAGAAGCUCAGGAAUUUCAUCUUUCACAAACUUAUCAUGAAGGACUUCACAAGUUACAAGCUAAAGAAUACAAAAAGGCUACCGAGCUGUUAGAAUCUGUCCUACAAGAUCCUCUUAUAGCAAACGCUCAGGUGGAUGGUAAUGUCAGCGAUUGCCAUCUAUUGCAACUCAGAUUCUUGGCACUGAAGAACCUUGCUAAUGUUUACCUUCAACAAGGUUCGGCAUAUUAUGAGAGUGCUCUACGAUGUUAUCUUCAAGCUGUAGAGAUUGAUACCAAAGAUUCUGUUGUCUGGAACCAGCUGGGAACAUUGUCAUGCUCAAUGGGCUCUCUGAGUAUAUCCCGUUGGGCAUUUGAGCAAGGGCUUUUAUGCAGCCCUAGUAAUUGGAACUGCAUGGAGAAAUUAUUGGAAGUUCUUAUUGCUAUUGGUGAUGAGGUUGCAUGCCUUUCUGUUGCAGAGUUAAUUUUGAGGCAUUGGCCAUCACAUUCUCGUGCUUUGCAUGUCAAGGAAACCAUUGAAGAAUCCGAGCCAGUUCCAUAUGCUCCUAGAGGUAUAGAUAAGCUGGAACCUAAACAUGUCCGUCUAAAAUUUGUUGACAAGAGAAAAGCAAGUGAUGAAAAUAUAGAGGAGGGCGUUGCAUCCAAGAAGCUGAAGCAGAGCAUAGAUCUGAACCUGGCAGAAGCUUCUUGGGCUGCUCUUGUUGAUGCACUCAUGGAUAUCUUACUUCCAUUGAAUGGGAGUCAAUCUGAGAUGGGGGCUGCAAAAUCACACCGAUCUGGGGAUGUAAGAUUGAUUUUACACUUACCUUCUAGUUCAGAAAGUACCGUAGGAUUUGAGGAAAGGAAAGGGUUUAACUUAUCCCCAAUUGGUGGAAAUGCUGUAUUUGGUGAUUGUAACUCUGAAAAAAUAGGUACUGUUAAAGAAAAAGCCACAAAUCUUCUAGAAUUACAACCACAAGAGAGGCGGAGUACUCGUCUUGAAAGGCUUAGAAGUCGUAAACCGGGGAAAGAAGAUCUUGACUUUGGUAAUGGUAAGGAUCAGGCCAAGGUUGUAGUUCAAUAUCUAGAACCUUUUAUUGCUGGUGGAUCAGGAAUCAAAGAUUCUGGUCAUUCUGGUAAUUGUGUUGUUUCAUGUCCUGAUCAAACUAAUCCGUGGGAUACUGAAUAUGGCGAAGUUUCCAGAUUUGUCGAAAAAACUUCAAAUAAUUAUGGUGCUUUCCAUAUGGCACAUUUGCUUUUAGAGGAGGCUGCAAGUAGAGGUCUUUUGUAUCAGGAUGCAUUUAUUAAGAUCCUGGAGUUGGAAAAGAUGACAAGGAAUUGGGGGAAGGAUAGGAGCCGUGAGUGUUGCCUUUUUCUUGCUGAGCUUUAUUAUGACCUUGGGUCAUUGUCUUCCGAUGUUUCCAGGCUAUCUGAGUUCAUGUCUGAGGCAUCUUAUCAUCUUUGUAAAAUUAUUGAAUCUGUAGCUGUGGAAGAUGAAAGUAUCUCUGGGCUUAAGAGAUUCUUUGGUACUAGUGGAAUAUCAGCGAAUACUUCUGUUUGCCCGGAUGUACCAUUAGAUGGUUUGUCUUUAACAAGUAACAGUUCCUUCUGGGUUCGGUUUUUCUGGUUAAGCGGACGGUUAUGUAUUUUGGAUGGCAACAAGGAAAAAGCCCACCAAGAAUUCUGUAUUUCCUUGUCUCUUUUGGCGAAGAAGGAAAAUACGACUGAUUCCCAAUGUGUGAUCCACCUCCCUUAUUGCAAGGUUGUUAAAGAGUUAACCAUUCAUAGAAUUCUCCAUGAAAUCAACAUUUUAAAGGUUGAUUUCUUGAUGGAGAAGACUUUAGGUGAGAUGAUUGAGAAAGAAAUGUAUAUGGAGUGCAUGUCCUUGCUUGUUCCACUUCUAUUUGCAACAAAAAAUGUUCCCCCUGAUGCAUUACCCUUGCGCUUAGCUGAUAAAGGAGGAGAAGGAAUUACUUCUGUUGAACUAUCAGCACUAGAUAUUUUAAUCAAAGCAUGUGAGAAGACAAAACCUAUGGAUGUUGAUGUUUAUUUGAGUUGCCAUCGGCGGAAACUGCAAAUUCUUAUGGCAGCAGCAGGAAUCGAUGAAUGCCUUGCUUCCUGUAAAUCCUUCCUAUUGAAAUCUGGGUCAAACCCUCGCUAUGCUUCUGAUGUAGAUACAAAAGAAAGUUCAAGCAAGCAUUGCUGGAAUUUCUUGGUUGCAGAGGAAGUGAAGGCUAUUUCUCAAUGUGUGUCCCAAGUGAAGAACUUUAUUGAUCAAUCUGGGGCUUCUGACACUAUUCCAAUGAGCAGCAUAGGUGAUAUGCAAUGCUUGCUCUUGUCAGUCAUGUGCAACGUUGCAAGUAUAUUCCUCUCUAAGAAGUCUUCUGAUCUAGUAAUUACUGAUCAAAUUGAAAGAAGUUGCUUUAUUGAAGCUUCCAUUGCAUUUUGCAAGCUCCAACACCUCAACAUCAUGAUAACUGUUAAAACUCAAGUUGACUUAAUUGUCACAAUGCAUGAUUUGCUGGCUGAGUAUGGGCUCUGCUGUGCUGGUCUGGGUGGUGAAGGGGAGGAAGGAACAUUUCUUAAGUUUGCAAUUAAACAUCUAUUGGCCUUGGAUAUGAAGUUUAAAUCUAACUCUAACUCAUUAAACAAGGAAACAACUCAAUACAAAGAGCAACUUUGCCUAAACAGUCAUGCCAAAUCAGAUACUGAUUUGGAAAUGGUUCACACAGGAAUAGAUGAGACCAGUGCUGCAGGAAAGGAUGCUUCUGAAAGGACACCUUCCAAAAGCACUUCAUUUGAUAAUACCCUAGAUAAAGACAGUGUGGGAUUGGAAGGUGGAAAGCAAGGUGUAGAUGGGUCUGGUGGCAAGUUCAACGGAUGUGAAAAAGAAAAUGUUCAAUUGAACAAAGCCGGAGCUGAGCUCCUUGAAGAUGAAAGGGAGGAACUUGAGUUGAAAAUUGAUUAUGCAUUGGAUCAGUGUUUCUUCUGCUUAUAUGGUCUAAAUAUAAGAUCUGAUUCAUCCUACGAAGAUGAUUUAGUUGUGCACAAAAAUACUAGCCCUGGUGAUUACCAGACAAAGGAACAGUGUGCUGAUGUUUUUCAGUACAUACUACCUUAUGCAAAGGCUUCUUCGAGGACAGGAUUAGUUAAAGUUCGAAGAGUACUCAGAGCCAUACGCAAACAUUUUCCACAACCACCAGACGAUGUUUUGGCUGGAAAUGCAAUAGAUAAGUUCUUAGAUGAUCCUCAUUUGUGUGAAGAUAAGCUGUCAGAGGAGGCUGGAUCUGAUGGGUUUCUUGAAACCAUAACAAAGAUUAUACUCCCUGAUGCGAGAAGCCUUAAACAACAGAAGCCAUCAUCCGUUGGGAGCUCUGAACCGUAUCUGGAUGUCUAUUGCAACUUGUAUUAUUUCCUUGCCCUAUCUGAGGAAAUGAGUGCUACUGAUAAGUGGCCUGGCUUUGUGCUUACCAAGGAAGGGGAAGAAUUUGUACAGCAUAACGCAAAACUCUUCAAAUAUGAUUUACUCUACAAUCCUCUACGUUUCGAAAGUUGGCAAAGACUCGGAAAUAUCUAUGAUGAGGAAGUAGACUUGUUGCUAAAUGAUGGCAGUAAGCACAUCAAUGUGGCAGGAUGGAGGAAGAGUGCUACUUUACCUCAGAGAGUUGAGACAAGUCGACGGAGGAGUAGACGGUGUCUAUUAAUGAGUUUGGCUUUGGCAAAGACAUCAGUUCAGCAGUCUGAGAUACACGAGCUAUUGGCAUUGGUGUACUAUGAUAGCCUUCAAAAUGUGGUGCCAUUUUAUGAUCAGCGAACUGUUGUACCCUUGAAGGAUGCAGCAUGGAUGAUGUUUUGUGAGAACUCGAUGAGACAUUUUAAAAAAGCUUUCGCUCACAAGCAAGAUUGGUCCCAUGCUUACUAUAUUGGGAAGCUCUGUGAAAAGCUAGGAUUCUCUUAUGAGACAUCAUUGUCAUAUUAUGAUAAAGCUAUUGCUCUAAAUCCAACAGCUGUAGAUCCAGUCUACAGGAUGCAUGCUUCACGUUUGAAGAUGCUUUGUACAAGUGGAAAACAAAGUAUAGACACUUUAAAGGUUCUUUCAUCAUAUGCCUUUAAUCAAUCGAGAAAGGAUGCUAUCAUGACAAUCUUAGGUAGCAUGGAUUCUGAAAACUCAAACUCACCGGAGGAUAGAAGCACACAAGCAAACACUGGGGAGCAGAAGCAUGAAGAUUCACUCAAAUUAGAGGUGUGGAACAUGCUUUACAGUGACUGUCUUUCUGCCCUUGAAACUUGUGUUGAAGGGGAGCUUAAACAUUUUCAUAAAGCCAGAUAUAUGCUUGCUCAAGGUCUGUAUAGAAGUGGGGAAAGUGGUGCGCUGGAGAGGGCAAAGGAAGAACUCUCCUUUUGCUUCAAAUCAUCUCGCUCAUCAUUUACAAUAAAUAUGUGGGAGAUUGAUAGCAUGGUCAAAAAAGGAAGGCGGAAAACUCCUGGUUUCUCUGGGAGUAAAAAGUCCCUUGAAGUUAACUUACCUGAAAGUUCUCGAAAGUUUAUUACUUGCAUCCGGAAAUAUCUGUUGUUCUAUUUGGAACUGUUGGAGAAGACUGGAGACAUCUGUACUCUCGACCGUGCUUAUAUAUCUCUGCGAGCUGAUAAGAGGUUUUCACUAUGCAUUGAAGAUCUUGUUCCAGUAGCACUUGGGAGGUACGUUAAGGCCUUGGUUUCAUCCAUGCGACAAGCUGAGACUGUUGGCUCUGGUGCUACAAGUAAUUCUGAGCAUAUAUUGGAGAAAGUGUUUGUUUUGUUCAUGGAGCAGGGGAACUUAUGGCCAGAAAUAUGUGGUUUGUCUGAGAUUAAGGUCGCAGAAACAUCAGAAAGCAGUUUAUAUGGAUAUCUUCAUGAACACAUAAUAACAUUGGAGAAAAAUGGCAAGCUGGAGACACUUGAAGCCAUAAAUGAGAAGAUACGAAAGAGGUUUAAGAAUCCAAAAUUAUCAAACAGUAACUGUGCAAAAGUUUGUAGGCAUGCUUCCAUUGCUUGGUGUCGAUCUCUUAUACUAAGCUUGGCAAAGAUCACUCCGUCACAGUCUGAAAUCACCGGUGAGAUGCAGGUCCUUAAUCCAACAGAGAUGUCGGAAAACAGCCAGCUGCUUUGUGUUGAUCUGCAAACAGACGAAUUAUGGAGUUCAGCAUUCGAGGACCCAACCCAUUUUAAAAAUCUUGAAGCAAAACGGAAUCCUAUUUUGUCUAAAAUAAAGAAUUUAACAGUUAAGAAAGCUUCAGAUGAAAAUUUGGAGGCUGCCAGCGCUCUGCUUCGAUCUUCUUACAAUUUUUAUCGCGAGAGCUCCUGUGUGAUGCCCUCGUCUGGUGUCAACCUGUAUUUGGUUCCGUCUUGGUUAGCAAAGGAUACACAGUUCAAGCCGACCAUGGAUGGGGCUGAAAUCCUUGACCUUAGCAUUCCGAGAAAGCUUCUCUUGUGGGCUUACACGCUAUUGCAUGGCCGUUACACAAACAUAUCUUUUGUCGUAAAGCAUUGUGAAGAGAAUGCAAAGUCUAAAAUGAAAAAAGGAGCUGGAACCUUAUUUGCGCCCUCAAACACAAGCACACCCAACACCAGCACUACGCAAGCAGGUUGUGGGAGAGAUGGAGCCGGCCAUGCUGGAGCCGGUGAUGCAGAGGCCGCUCCGGUGACAACAGUUGUAUCCGCGUCAUUACCUGAGGACUCCAUGCAAUGUGCCAAUCCACCACCUUCCGGCGUCUGUCGAAGGAGUUUAUUUGCUCCCCAACUGCACCAUUGCAGCAACACCGUUGCAGAGAAGAGCAAUACAACGGCAGAUGGAGGAGGUUUAGACAAAAGUUGAAUUAAAAUUAGCAAAUUGUAUAGGUAUUCUUGUAAAUAUUUUCUCCCUGUUAAUCUAACGUAUCAUUAGGCUAACCGGAUGCUGAUGUGAUGUGAUACCCAACUGGAUGCAGUUUGGAUUUAAGGGCAUGAGAAAA